Hevea brasiliensis (rubber tree) is the source of this 3019-nucleotide messenger RNA. RefSeq lists its product as uncharacterized. The transcript has 6 exons. Bases 690 to 2456 code for a protein of 588 amino acids. The record is from RefSeq and is a predicted model, not a curated record. NCBI's taxonomy places the organism in Eukaryota, Viridiplantae, Streptophyta, Magnoliopsida, Malpighiales, Euphorbiaceae.
CAAGAAUCAGAUACGUGAUAGAGGGCUAGGAUCAAGUUAGGUCUGGAGAUUUUUGAUCUAAACUGAAGGGCAGAGCCACAUUUCUUCCCUUUCCAAGAUUCCUAAAUCCUUAAAAAGCUAAAUUCCAUAUUUCCUUAAAUUUUUGGCUGCCAUUGUUGUCUGGAGAAGAUCCAUUCCUUGUUGUCCAUCAUGGUCCGUUGAAGCUUCAUUCUGGAAGCUAUAACCAGAAGCUAAGCCCUGUUACACAGGCUGCUUCUCUACUCCAUCGUCGCCCUCUACAUCUCUGCUGUUCCGCGGACAGGUGUUGGAUUCCUUCACAGAAGCUAACCUCGUCUACUUCUUAUUCCACGGACUGGCAAAAAGAAAAAACAGCAGCAGCUUGUGCCUUGUAGACUUGUAUUGUUCCCUUCCCCUUACAGACGCAACACUAUAUUCAGUUGAAGCAAAAAGAAACAUGUGGUAGAGUUGGGUUCUCCCUGUUUGUUCGUCUUUAUUUCAAUUCUUUUAUUGUGAAACAACAAUUUCUUCAAUCCCACUCAAAACCGUUUCUUCUCUCUUCAUAUUUAUCUGCAUAUUCUUCUCCCAUGGCAAAUUGUGACAACAAUCCGUUCAAAGUGGAAAAUGAUGAUCUGGUUUAGUUAAUUUUGAAAAUAAUUUUUGGGUUUCCUUUUGGUUUGCUGGUGAAAAAAAUGGCUUCUGUUGGCAAUGUCUUUGAUGAGAAUAUUGAGACUUCCACAGUAUCAAAUUUGAUCUCGUCAUUGAAGUCAGCGUUUCAAAGUUCAUAUUUUUCUGAAGUGGAAUCAGUUUUGGUUACUAGAGAACAGAAAUUAAAACAUGAAAUUGAAGUGAAGGCGAAAGAGAAUGAGCAGCUUAAGAAAAAGAAUGAAUUGUUUCAGUUGGAAAGAUUAGAGAAAUUAAGGGUCGAGAAUGAACUUAAGAGGUGCGUGAGAGAGUGCCUUAAGCUAAGAGAGUUGAAUUCUAGACUAACUGAGGAGCUAAAUGAGUUGAAUGAUAGAUUACAAGGUGCUGCACUGGAUAAGCAGGCUAUCAUUGAGCUUAAGCGAAAGAAUUGUGAAUUAGAAUGUUCAAGAUUGAAAGCUGAGACUGAGUCAGACGUUUAUAAAAGGAAAUUUGAAGAAUUAGAGCUGCGAGUUUCCAGUUUGGAGAAGGAUACAGUGUUGUUGAUGAGUUUGGACCUAUCGCCUUCCACAAUUGCUAGGGUUUCCAGGGAGUUUUUGGGAGAGAAGGCUGUUGGUGAAAAUGAAAAAAGUUGUGACAAGCUUGAUAAUGUGCAAAUUCAAGUGGGUGUGAUCGAAAAUGUGCCUUGGAAGGCAGAUGGCAAUCCUAGUUGUCUUGUACCAGAAGAUGGAGGUGGGAAUUUGAAAAUUACUGGUGCUACGUGUAUCUCACCGGAGAAUAUGGAUGCUGGUACGGAUGCUGCAGAUAAUGUUUGCUUGUCAUACGGAGUGACAGAAGAGAAAAGGAUGAGUGAAAAUGAAGAGGUUGAAAGUAAAACAAAUAGUGGGUGUAUAAGUGAAAAGCAUGUUGAUUUGGUGCCAAAAGGUCCUGGAUAUUGCCAUCGGCCAGAUGAGAAUGGAACAGGCAGUGGGAAACCUAAUAAAGCGGAGAUUGUUCAGAUUAUUGAUAGUGAUGAUGACUCUUGUCCAUGUGAAAUUUUGGGUACAGAAGAGAUGGCUACCACAAAACAUUCAGGGCAAGCAGUUGCUGAAAAUGGGACUGGAACUGGAGUGCUCAAAAGAAAAUGGGCUUCAAGUGUCAACAAAGGAGAGAGUGGCAAUGAGGAGAAAGAUAAUGCUCAAGAUGCUGAUGACAGUUGUACAACUGGUAAACAUAACAUUACAAAACUUCAAAAGAUUAUCUGUAUGUGUAAUAGUUCUCCUGCCAAGAAUUGUUCAGCAGCAGCCAUGUCUUAUGAAACUAAUAACAGUGGAAGAGAAUUUACUCCAUCAAAGCCAGCUUUUUUGCUACAGUUUGAAAAGAAAAUGGGGGCAGAUAAUAAAUCUCAAAAUCAAAAGGGUGACCCUUUUAUGGAUGGGUCUGACAGUUCAAGUUCCUCUGACUCAGAAUAUGAAUGGGAUUUAUCAGUGGAUUUUUCUAGAAUGAAUAAGAGUUGGCAACGAGGGCAAGGAAAUGGAGCUAAUAAAAGGUGGGAGCUUGAAGCAGACAUGAUUGCCACAUUUGAGAAAGAUGGAGAACUUUGCAUGGAGGCUGUCUGUGCUCUGUACAGGCAGCAAACCUCUGUGAGGAAAUCAAUUUGUGGCUCUUCAAGUUCUGAAAAUCGAGGUUUUAACAAGUUAGCUGCAACCAGUUGCAUUGGAGAUGUUUCUAUCGAGUUUCAUGUACAAAAGGUGCUGUUUGAUUCGCUGCAAGCCAUGAUCCAGCGUUGCAGAAACUCUUGGUUCUUGGAGAUAAGUUUUGAUGGCUUAAUGUGGUGACAAGGGUGGAAACUAUGUAGGUGUUCAGCAUUAUGACUUUGUAGCCAAGUGGCCCAGUUUGGAAAAUCUUGUCCUCAUUGCGGAAAUCUUUAAGUAAUAGUUCUCACUUGGGUUUCCAAAUUGGAUCCUCUCAUCUAGCCAAAGAAUAGAUUUCAAUCAUUCAAAGAUCUUUUACUGUCAAAUGUCCUUCAAUGCCAUCCUGAACAUGUGAUGUAUGUAGAUCUUGUCUUCUGGAGAAACUGUGUGCAAGGCAAGCAAAAUAACCUCUGGGCCAUGCGGAAAUGGGUGAAAAGAUGCAUCCAGAAGGAGGAACAGAGGAGGAAGGUUCAUGUGCUCAUGCCUUUCUAUUUUUGUCUUAGAGGUUCUCAAGUGCCAUUCAUACCUCAUGCUGGGAAUAACUGAAACAUCGCUGUUGAUUAUCUUGUUUCUACAUUCUAAUAGGCCUUCUUUGGGAAAUUCUGGCUCAUGCAUUGAUAGUUGCAAGUAGAAUGCCAGUUUUUGCCUUGAAUAAAGACUGCUCACUACAUCUUUUCCCUAUAAAUUCAGUUUGCGACCACAAUAAA